AUGAAUUUCGCAAAACAAUCCAUGAAAGAAAUCAAUAAGCAAUUUUGGGCCAAACAAACCAUUACUAAUAGCAGCAUGUUGGGUGGAUAUGAUGAAAUAAAUAAUGUAGACAUUCAACAGUCGGAAUUGUUCCUACUUAAGAACAUCCAAUAAUUUAACACUCUCUUGGAAUUAGGAGCAGGAGUAGGCAGAAUAUCAGAACAGUUAUUUACCAAAUAUUUUAAGGAAAUUCAUUUAGUAGAGAGGGAAGCUAAAUUUGUAAAUGAAUCUAAGAGAAAGCUCAGCAAAUUCAAUUGUUAAUAUUAUCAAAUGUCAGUAGAAGAAUUUGAACCUUCUACUCAUUAUGAUUGCAUCUGGAUCCAAUGGAUUAGUAUGUAUCUAACGGAUUAAGACUUUUGUAACAUGCUCUCAAAAUUCAAGAAGACUCCCAUUGUUUUAAAGGAGAAUAUUUCAUAACAGGAUUAUUUAUACGAUGAAGAAGACGCUUCAAUUACUAGAUCUGACAGAAUAUACUAGAACUUAAUCAAGUAAUGCGGGUUCUAAAUCAUGGACUAAUAGUUCUAAGAAGGAUUGCCAAAUGAUAUUUAUAAGAUUAAGUUUUAUCUUUUAAAACAUCAAGAGUUAUGA
Paramecium tetraurelia is the source of this 627-nucleotide messenger RNA. RefSeq lists its product as uncharacterized. Gene Ontology annotation, molecular function: methyltransferase activity. Gene Ontology annotation, cellular component: cytoplasm. The transcript is spliced from 2 exons. The record is from RefSeq and is a predicted model, not a curated record. NCBI's taxonomy places the organism in Eukaryota, Ciliophora, Oligohymenophorea, Peniculida, Parameciidae. Gene Ontology annotation, biological process: N-terminal protein amino acid methylation.